AUGGCCAAGCAAAAGACCGCGCCCGUCGCCUCAUCAGCACAAGCCAGCGAUGGCGGCGCCUCGACAGGCCAGCAGCAGCAGCAGGCCGGAAGCGGCCGCCCGGCGACGCAGCUCGAGCAGCUGGCCGGGCUUCUCGUGCCCCCGGCCUGGGCUCGCCGGAUCAUCUUCGUCGCCGUCAUCAUCUACCUCACGCCGAUGCUUCUCGCCCACUGGGUCGACACGUCAACAAGGAUCAUUAGGUUCAUCCAGUCAUUCACGUCGGGCAGAUGA
This is a messenger RNA of Colletotrichum higginsianum IMI 349063, 270 nucleotides long. RefSeq lists its product as uncharacterized. NCBI's taxonomy places the organism in Eukaryota, Fungi, Ascomycota, Sordariomycetes, Glomerellales, Glomerellaceae. Bases 1 to 270 code for a protein of 89 amino acids. The record is from RefSeq and is a predicted model, not a curated record. The transcript has a single exon.